AUGGCUUCAGCAGCCUCACAUCCUCACGCUCCCAUUUAUUCCAGCAUCUCCCACUCCUCCUCCAUUACCCACCUUCUCUCCAGCACCCACCUCUCCCGUCGCUCCCUCUCCCCCGCCGUCCCGUCCCGUUUCCCGACACACGCGGUGGCAGCCCCGGGAAGGGGCGGGCUGCGCCCCGCGCGGCUGCCGGUGCCGGUAGCUCCGGGCGCGGCGGAGCGGAGCGGUGCGGGGGAGUACGGAAACGGGAACGGGUGGCAUCACCAUGGCUCCCCACUGUCCUACACCCCUGGGGACAUGGCCCUGCAGCUCCUCAGUGUCCCAAAAAAACAAUGGUACAUCACCUGCAGGAUCUUCCCUCCAGCCAAGGAAAUCCUCAAAUUUGCAACGUUUGCUGUGCCAGAGCUUUACUGGAAGAAGUAUUUGCAUGGAUCCUCCACCCCAGUGGAGUGUGUUGCCAAAGCUUCUACAGAACUCCACACUGACUUCCUUCAGCUCCCACUGCCAAAUAAAGUCUUAGAAGGUAGCACUGGCUAUACCCUUUCUAUCCCCAUGGACCACAAAGAGAAGGUGCUGGGGGUCACCUAUCCCUUCCUCUUCAUGGCAAUGUGCUGCUGUGUACCCCAGCUGCAGCCCCAGUACCUAAGUGGGAAUGGGGUGAAAUGGGAAGGGAAGGAAAAAGCUCUUGGAGGGGGAGGCUUGUUCGACGUCGGGCGGGGCUUGGCGGCGGUGAUAGCAUCAGGAGCGAUGCGGCGACGGGGGCAGCGGGGCCUUGGCGAUAGCGGGGACAGAGACGGUGACAGCGGCCAUGCAGAGGGCAGGAAGAGCACGACCCGGCGGCAGCGGAGCCGCCUGGCCUGGUGCCCCAGCCUGCGCACCCUGCUCCUGAACCUGCUCCUCAUCUAUAUCUCCGUGCCCUUCCUCAUCCGCCUCUUCCCCUACAUGCUCACCAAAUUCGUCUUCCUGAAUUUCUUGGCCUUCCCCUUCUUCGUGGACCUUAGGCAGCCAGAGCUGCUUCUGAACAACACCAUCAGCCUGUACCUCACCACCGAGCCAGACAUCACAGUUGGAAUCUGGCACACAGUACCAGGCAGUAGAGCAUCAGAGGCACAGAGCAAGGACCAGCGCUGGUACGAGGAGGCACUUGCUGAUGAUCACCCUGUGAUCAUCUACCUGCAUGGCAAUGGGGGGACCAGAGCUGCAAGCCACCGUGUCCAGUUCUUGAAGAUUAUGGGGGCUGCUGACUUCCACAUCCUGGCUCUUGACUACAGAGGCUAUGGGGACUCCAGUGGGCACCCCACGGAGAGUGGCUUCACCACAGAUGUUCUGGCACUCUAUGACUGGACCAAAGCACGGAGUGGGAACAGCAGCAUCCUCUUCUGGGGACACUCCUUGGGGACAGGGAUUGCCACAAAUGUGGCAAGAAAGCUGCAAGAAGAACGAGGGGUCCAGGUUGAUGCUGUGGUCCUGGAGUCACCCUACACCAACAUCCGUGAUGCAGCUGCUCACAUCCCCAUCACCAAGAUCUACCGCCAGUUCCCGGGGUUCGGGUACCUCAUCCUGGACUCUCUAGCCCUGGGCGACAUGUUCUUCCGCAGCGAUGAGAAUGUGAAGGUGCUGUCCUGCCCGCUCCUUAUCCUGCAUGCAGAAGAUGAUGAUGUGGUGCCUCCACAUCUGGGUCGCAAGCUCUUCGAGACAGCACACAGCGCCUACAAGGACAAAACCAAAGUGAAGUUCAUUACCUUUCCUGAAAAACUUGGCCUGGGCCAUGACUAUAUCUCUUUCAACCCAGAGCUGCCCACCUUGCUGAAAGACUUCUUGAAGAUGAAGUGACAGCAGCUACUGUAUGC
Indicator indicator is the source of this 1847-nucleotide messenger RNA. RefSeq names its product abhydrolase domain containing 12B (gene ABHD12B). Gene Ontology annotation, biological process: phosphatidylserine catabolic process; monoacylglycerol catabolic process. The record is from RefSeq and is a predicted model, not a curated record. Bases 1 to 1830 code for a protein of 609 amino acids. Gene Ontology annotation, cellular component: endoplasmic reticulum membrane. Gene Ontology annotation, molecular function: monoacylglycerol lipase activity; phosphatidylcholine lysophospholipase A1 activity. NCBI's taxonomy places the organism in Eukaryota, Metazoa, Chordata, Aves, Piciformes, Indicatoridae. The transcript has 18 exons.